CUACGCAACAACCUGUCGUUGCUCCCAGGUUUCUAGAUUAAGAUUAAGGCAAAUUACGCCAGUACAGAACCUUCAGCUCUACAACGGUAAAACCAAGCAAAGAUCAAAAAACACGUUUGGUCAAGUGAAUACAAUCAGGCAUCAGCUGCGGUGCAGCCCGUUUGCACGCCUAUCGAUAAGUGGUCGUCGCGCAACAUGAAUACUCACCAUACCACCAUUACUCCUGCAUCCUUCAACCUCCAACCACAGAUUUUGAAUGUCGUUCUGAUAAUGGCGCCAAGGAAAAGGAUCAAGGUUGUGGAGAGCAAGACGCUGGCUGUGAAACGAUCCGCAAACAACCAAAAGACCAGGUCGUCGCCAAAGCGCCAAAAGUUUGAGCCACAACCAGUCGUCGCGUCCAACCAACAGACAGACAAGCCAUUCGAACGGACUGGAAUUUUCAAGUUCCUUGAGCUAUCAGGAGAGCUCCGAAAUCAUAUAUACGAAUAUGCUGCGGAAUGGACUUAUCGGUGUUUUCCUGUCAUUUGCCAGGCUCAAAAGCCUACGCGCAGACGUUCGAGAACAUCCACCGAAGAACCCGAGAAACCAGAGUCGAAACCCAUCCCGUAUGCUGGCCUGACACAAGUCUGCAGUCAGAUACGUUCAGAAUUUCGCCCGCUCUGGCUUUCUGGACACAAGAUCCCUGUUCACGCUCUUGAGAGGUACUUCAAGAUCUUCUUACCUCCUCCACCGGCAAGGGACCGGGAGCGUUUCGACUCUUACUACAACCCUGCUGGCAAGCUACGCAUUUGGGUUCGCAAAAACGAAUUGCUUGACUAUGACGCCCUCAAAUUCGUGAAGGUCCAACGUCGGCUCCCAAACUACACUUUUGUUUUUCAAUCAGUCUCUCAUACUUCGCAUUUGUUGAUGGAGGGCUUGAUGCGAAUACUGGACAACAGGAACCCAACUUGGGUGAAGUGGAUUCGCAGUCAUGUUGUCAGCCAGAUUCGCCUAUCCCCAGAUUAUCGUAGCCCGAAUGUUCAUUCAGUACACAUUGUUGUCAAGGAACGAUAUGCUACAUCAUGGAUGAAGGUGGCUAUGCAGAUGGACGCAGAUAUCCCCAGCGGUUACCUUGCGAGUAUUGGGUUGGAUGGACUUAAGGGCUGGAGGGUUAGCUUUGGGGUAGACUAUACUUGACAGGUUAGUCCGUCGUUUGGUCUUCAUGCUCCUUUCAAGUGGGCAUUUUGGGGCAGACGAUAGUUGGAAAGCAUGGCUGUGGUCGUCAGUACAAAAACUGAUUGUCUGCAUUAAGGGAUUCGAAGUGGUUUAGAGCAGCUGAUAGAUGGAACCUUUACGAUCAUGGCGAUAGUCUAUAUCACUUUCAC
Dothidotthia symphoricarpi CBS 119687 is the source of this 1364-nucleotide messenger RNA. RefSeq lists its product as uncharacterized. The record is from RefSeq and is a predicted model, not a curated record. NCBI's taxonomy places the organism in Eukaryota, Fungi, Ascomycota, Dothideomycetes, Pleosporales, Dothidotthiaceae. The transcript has 3 exons. The coding region runs from base 196 to 1176 and encodes 326 amino acids.